Messenger RNA from Paramecium pentaurelia, 1059 nucleotides. The record is from the annotation of a GenBank genome assembly. Lineage: Eukaryota; Ciliophora; Oligohymenophorea; Peniculida; Parameciidae.
AUGAAUUAAUUUUAUUCAUAAAGCUACUAAGAAAAAAUUUUGAAUUCAAGAAACAUAUCUAACUAUAAGCUUAUCUCUAGUUUACCAACUUUGAAUACAAUCAUUUAUUAUGAUUUCUUAAUAGCUUUUGGAAUUAACUGUAAUAACACCCAUUUGGUGGCAGGAGCUAACCAAAAAAUAAUUGUUUAUUAACUUAAAGAUGGAAUAAUAAAAUAAAUAAAUGUACUUUUGAAUCAUUUAAAUUAUAUUACAACUCUGAACUUUUUUAGAUAGAACUAAAUUUUUAUUUCUGGUUCUAGAGAUUCCUAUUUUAUUUUAUGGUCUUUAAAUUAAAUAUCCAAUGGAAAAUAUUUUUUAAAAGUCAAAAGCCAUUCUGCUGAAAUUAAUUGCGUUGCUUUGCCUAUAUCUGGUGAAAAUUUCAUAAUAACAGGCAGUUCUGAUUGUACAAUAAAGAUUUGGUAAUCCUUAAAUAACUCCUUUUCGCAAUUAAAAUGUGUUUAGGAGAUUAAGGAACAUUCAAAUGAAGUAUUUGGAUUGUCUAUUAAUUGUUAUGGAAAUUUAUUUGUUUCUUGCUCAAAAGAUAACUUUAUUUUAGUAAUGGAGAAGAGCAACACUAAAAAUUGGAUCCUUAAAUAGAAAAUAUAAAUUCUAGGAUUUGGAUAUAGAAUAUGUUUCUUAACUGAUUAUAUUUUUGCUUUUCAACCAAGAAAACCAGAACCACACAACAUGCUUUAAAUUUAUUAAUUAAGUUUAAACCUAAAUUAGUUUAUCCUAAUUAAAGAAUGCCUUGUUGAAGGUGGUGAUUAAAGCUGUAAUAACCAUUUUCAGUUACUUUACAAUCCUAAUUAAUAGAUUUUGUUCAAUAAAAAUGGUUUCUAUUUAAAUCAAAUCAUUUUUCAUAAAGAAGAAAAGCAACAUAAUUAAUUUAGUUUAAUUUAGGCUAUUAAUUAUGAAACUGAUACUUUUUAUGGUACCAUGAGCUAGGACGGAUAAUAUUUAAUAACUUGGGAUACUAAAUCAAUUUAACUUCAGAUAAGAAAAAAUAUGAAUUAAAAAUGA